AUGUACCCAGCACUGCAAGUCCCUCCACAGGAUCGCGGCAGCUUAUACCGCCUGUUUCUGUCAAGCAGGAGUAGCGUGAAAGCAAAAUCAAUUGCUAUUCAUCCUGAGGACGUUUCUCGACUGAACGAAGGCGAAUUUCUAAACGAUACUUUGAUUGAAUUCGGCCUCAAAUAUAUCCUUGCAAAUCUGGAAAACAGAGAUCCGGAGCUAGCUGAUCAAACCAAGGGCAUUCGAUAUGACGCCGUCAAGAGCUGGACCAACAAAAUCGACCUGUUUUCCAAGAAGUACAUUAUCAUCCCUAUCCACGAAAACGUGCAUUGGUAUCUUGCUAUCAUCACUAACCCAGGACUUCUCUUGAAGGAAUCCAGUGAUCCUCGCUUGGGACCGAAUUCUGCGCCGGAUCCUGGCAGCGAUUCCGAAACUAAAUCGCCAUCCCCAGUCUCGAAUGAUGUUUUCUCCGAGAAUUCAAGUGCCGAUAAACAUGAAGACAUCUCACUAAAAUCUCCUCUCUCAAAGACAUUGCGGUCCCUUCAAUUGAUGCGUGCAACGCAACAGGGUGAUGAUGAUACGGCUCCCUCGAGAAGAGUUUUGCGAUCUUCCCUACAAAUUCCUGUGGAUGCGGAAGCAAAGUGGGUUCCCGCUUUCAGCAGAAAACACUAA
Gamsiella multidivaricata is the source of this 660-nucleotide messenger RNA. RefSeq lists its product as uncharacterized. Lineage: Eukaryota; Fungi; Mortierellomycota; Mortierellomycetes; Mortierellales; Mortierellaceae. The record is from RefSeq and is a predicted model, not a curated record. Gene Ontology annotation, cellular component: cytoplasm; nucleus. Gene Ontology annotation, molecular function: SUMO-specific endopeptidase activity. The transcript is spliced from 5 exons. Gene Ontology annotation, biological process: protein desumoylation. Bases 1 to 660 code for a protein of 219 amino acids.